AUGUUUGGCUCCGUGCUGCUCUGCUGCUGCUCCUUCACACUGCUGCGUCUCUCUUCUUCUCUGGUUCAUGGGAACCUUCAGCUGGACGACGGGCCGGCCGAUGGGCGACGUGUCGACGCCUCCUAUCUGUCUGACCGAGAGAGAGGCCACGCCCCCGACCCCAUGGCUGACCACGGCCUCCUGCCCGUGGACUCUGUGGAGGAUCACUUCCUGAUGGAUGCGGGCGCCUACGACGAGGACUCGUCGGCGGCGCUGCAGCUGCAGGGGCGGGCCAUGCGGUCCCCACGGCGCUGCAUCCCCCAUCAGCAGUCCUGCUUGGGCUACCCACUGCCCUGCUGCGACCCCUGUGACACCUGCUACUGCCGCUUCUUCAACGCCAUCUGCUACUGCCGCCGGGUCGGCCACACCUGCCCCCCCCGCCGCACCUGA
Messenger RNA from Centropristis striata (black sea bass), 429 nucleotides. RefSeq names its product agouti related neuropeptide (gene agrp). NCBI's taxonomy places the organism in Eukaryota, Metazoa, Chordata, Actinopteri, Perciformes, Serranidae. Gene Ontology annotation, molecular function: type 1 melanocortin receptor binding; neuropeptide hormone activity. Bases 1 to 429 code for a protein of 142 amino acids. Gene Ontology annotation, cellular component: extracellular region. Gene Ontology annotation, biological process: adult feeding behavior; neuropeptide signaling pathway; hormone-mediated signaling pathway. The record is from RefSeq and is a predicted model, not a curated record. The transcript is spliced from 3 exons.